Molecule: messenger RNA, 711 nt
Organism: Aspergillus luchuensis
Lineage: Eukaryota; Fungi; Ascomycota; Eurotiomycetes; Eurotiales; Aspergillaceae
Product: NOPCHAP1/New4 family protein
Exons: 2
Coding region: 1-711 (236 amino acids)
Biological process (GO): box C/D snoRNP assembly
Source: RefSeq, a predicted model, not a curated record
AUGCCCUCCACUACGAAGCGCCAGGGAGUCGAUCCCUCUUCCACUACCACUACCACUACCACUUCUACCGCUCGCGAUCUUGAUCGGCGCGAACAUUCCCCCGCUGACGACGACCAUCUCCAACACACCGCUACAUCCACCACUGGCCGUGAGGAAGACGAAGAUGAUGACGAUGAUGAUGACUACACUUCCUCGUCUGGAUCUAGCGAUAGUGACAGCGACAGCGACGACGAUGAGGAAGAUGAAGAAGAAGUAAACCAGAAGGAGACCACUACUACCUCCGACGACAUGCCGCGCAUUCCUGCUAUACCUAAACCGCGUAUCGGCCGCAUUAACAGAAACCCUGACCUACUGUCCCGACUAUCUGCUUUUCUGCCGCAGAUGAAAACUGCGAAUGAGAAGCUCGAGCAGGAGAUUGCGGCGGGAAGGGCGAAGGAUGUGCGAUUGGAAAUAGAUGGGGAUGAUGAUGACGAGGACGAGGAUAUGGAGGGAAAGCGGUAUAUCGAGAUGAAUCUGGGACUAGGUGUGCUGGAAGAGAAGCGGCCCGGUGAUGAGGAGGCAGAUCAUCUCGAGUCGCAGGGUGGUCAGGACAAUCAACAUGUUCUGCCUGAGAGGCCGAAAUCUGGCAAGGACUCGAAUGUGCUGGAUACUUUGAUGGGCAAUGCGGAGUCUUCGGCGGAGAAGGAGAAGCCGACGAUCGAGGAGAUAUAA